This is a messenger RNA of Fonsecaea pedrosoi CBS 271.37, 1602 nucleotides long. RefSeq lists its product as uncharacterized. Gene Ontology annotation, cellular component: nucleus. The record is from RefSeq and is a predicted model, not a curated record. The transcript is spliced from 3 exons. The coding region runs from base 1 to 1602 and encodes 533 amino acids. Gene Ontology annotation, biological process: ubiquitin-dependent protein catabolic process; protein polyubiquitination. Gene Ontology annotation, molecular function: L-ascorbic acid binding; iron ion binding; oxidoreductase activity, acting on paired donors, with incorporation or reduction of molecular oxygen. Lineage: Eukaryota; Fungi; Ascomycota; Eurotiomycetes; Chaetothyriales; Herpotrichiellaceae.
AUGAAGAUAUUUGCAGGUUGUUAUCUUAUCGCCGGCCUGGUGUCAAGCUCCGCCCUUGUUGCCGCAUUGGACAGCCAGGCACACCUCACUCCAGAUUGCACUCAUCCGCACUAUACCAUCCAUCUCUUCUCUCGCGAACCGCUCGUCAUCUACAUUGCCGACUUCCUCACCUCCGUCGAGCGGGAGCACCUCCUUGAAGCGAGCGCCUCAACCUUCACCGAUUCCCAAACAGCUGACCAGGACGGUACGCAAACCCUUCGUAGCACUCGACGCUCCAAGUCGGCCACUGCUUCCCGUGACGCUGUAACACGAUGUAUCGAAGAACGGGCUCUGCUAUUCCAAGGAUAUGACACGCCUCGGACACACCUUGAGCCGUUGCAAUUAGUGCGCUAUCAUACCAACGAAACUUAUGAUCUUCACACGGACUGGUUCACGUCACCGGCGCAGACGACUCGAUCGCACGGCGGGAAUCGUCUGUCUUCGUUCUUUGCAUAUGUGAAAGCAAGUGCAGAUAUCUCUGGUGGAGGUACGACAUUUCCACUUCUGGACGUGCCAAAGGACGAACGUUGGUGUGAAUACGUUGAUUGUGACACGCCUUUUGAUGAGGGUGUGACAUUUCUUCCCAUCCCUGGAAAUGCAGUGUUUUGGGCUUCCCUCCGUCGUCUUGCCAAAGACCAUGCAGCAUUGCGCACUGCGCUACCUCCAAAUUACCUCUUCCCAGACGCCGACCAUGGUUCAGCCAUUCAGGAUGAUCUUUCCCAGCUCGUCAUCUGCAUUACCGGCGCUGAGGGCACACCCUACGCCGAAGGAUUAUGGCGACUGCAUCUCAAAAUGCCCCACGACUACCCGAAAAGCCCUCCGAAGGCAACCUUCCAGACACGAAUAUACCACCCCAAUGUUGAUCCCACGACGGGAGCGGUGUGCCUAGAGACGUUGAAAAGAGAUUGGGAUCCGAAGUUAACGCUGAAAGACAUCUUGAUCACGAUAUCGUGUUUAUUGAUUCAACCCAAUCCGGACUCUGCGUUAAAUGCAGCCGCAGGCGCACAGAUCCAAGAAGACUACGACACCUUUUCUACACAGGCGCGGUUGAUGACUCGAAUCCAUGCACCCAUUCCGAAGCAUUUGUCAGAUGCCGUCCAGGAGGCGAAGCGUCGAGGGGAGGAAUCCGAGCAAGAACUGAAGGAAAAACGCUCAUCCCGAGGAACAUCGGCGGAGGACGACACGAAAGAGAAUGCACCUAGUCUGUCCAGUGCAGUGGUCAAAGAUGCCACAUCAGGGAGCAAAGAGAAGCGAGCUCUCUCGGAAAUAGCAUUGAUCGAUGGGGAUGAUACGCAACAACGGUCUGAGGAGAUUGAAGAACCAAAGCGAAAAUCCCCCAAAACGACGCGGAUGUCUACACCUGACCAGACCAGGGCGGUUCCCUCGAGUAUCGCUAGCAACCAUGGGUCGCAACAAAAAUCAUAUGGAGAACCAGGCCAAGUGGCACAAAACAAGGAAAACAUACACAGUGAGGAGCUGGCACCGAAACCAAUAUCAACACGAAAGACCAACACAGGUGCAGGAAAGAAGAAGCUCCCGCGAGUUGGUAUUCGGAGACUUUGA